Messenger RNA from Aspergillus heteromorphus CBS 117.55, 345 nucleotides. RefSeq lists its product as uncharacterized. The transcript is spliced from 2 exons. The record is from RefSeq and is a predicted model, not a curated record. NCBI's taxonomy places the organism in Eukaryota, Fungi, Ascomycota, Eurotiomycetes, Eurotiales, Aspergillaceae. Bases 51 to 323 code for a protein of 90 amino acids.
GCCCAGACCCGUCCAUACCUUGAUCUUAUUAUCUAUCUAUCUAUACCUCAAUGGCCAAAGCAAACGGAAACACCCUCGGUCGAUCAUCAGGGUCCCUCAAUGCCCCAAUAGCCGCCUUCACCAUGGCCCUCAUCCUCGGGUCCUAUUGCAUCAGUUCCAUCCGCACUGCCCGUCGCGAGGCCCAGUCUGCGCCGACUGUCGGCACUACUUCCACCGCUACCACCGCGGCCCGUGCGAAGACCGAUUCGCAGAACGCGUGGGUGCAGCAGGCGUUGGAGGAGAGUCAGAGCCAGAGUCAGAAUCAGGGGGCGAAGAAGAAUUAAGUUCAGUAUGUAGUAUUAUGGU